AACUUUACUGCUAACGAACUUUGAAAGCCCAAUUAUCGUAUAUUGAUAUAAUCAGCCCCUUUGAAUAUUUACUGAUUUGUCAAACUAAAACUUUUAGACACUAUCAAAGUACAAUAUCUGAAGUACAAGAUUGUACUUCAGAUACUUCAGACUUUUUUAAAGAUAUAAAAUUGCAUACAUUUUAAAAAUUGAUUCAGUUAAAUACUGUAUAUUUGGUUUGCUUGUUGAACCUCACAGUCUAAACACAUCAGCAAUGAUAUUUAGAGAUGAGUUCAGACUUUGUGCUAGCCAGAGGUGGGAGUAAGUCACACAUGUGCAAGUCACAAGUAAGACUCAAGUCAUGAAUGUCAAGUCAAAGUCAAGUCGAGUCUUUUUUUAAUAUUUGUCAAGCAAGUCUCAAAUUUGCGACUUAAGUCUGACUCGAGUCCCCCAUCUCUGGUGCUGGCCAAUCAAGUUUCACACGAAUCCUAGGAAACCAUGUUUUUAUUGAUUUUAAAUUGCCUAACAGGAUAUAUUCAUGUAAGUAUCAUUGAGAUGCAAGACACAAGUGUAUAUCAAGUGUACCACAUCAUAUCAAGUGUACAAGUGUACCUCAUCAUAUCUGCAUAGCAGGUGUCAGGGAAUAGACAGGCAACAUCAUAUAAGUAUAAUCCAGGACAAUGAAACCAGAAAACAGAAAACUAGAAUAAUGCAAAUAAUAAAGAAACAAUAAAUAUUUAUUUAAAGCUCAGGCUCAAAUAGUUUUGAUUGCAAAAAAAGAUUUUUGCCUAUUUCAAAAGACCGAAAAAGGCAAAAGGCUUCAACUUGAGACACAGAACCAGGGACUUUUUAGGACUUACACUAAGGCACUAUUCAGCAAAGAACUGAAAACAAGUAAGAACAUUCAUGACAUACGAGAUACCUAAUAAAACAAUGACCAGACAGGGGUGAGGUCAAUAACCAAAAGCAAUUCAGUAAUGACUGUAGAAGUAAUUAUAAACACAUGGCACAGUACAACUAAAAUGGAGAUAUGAUGUGCAUCGAAAGCUGCAGCAUGUGCUGGGAAUCUGUGACAGUCAGGUUUUGGCCUUCAAGUGAAUGAUAAUCUUAAUGUUACAGCAUGCAUUCAUGAAUAUUAUGAUCUGGUGUCCACGUAGUUUAUGCCAUAUAACGUAGCGACACCUACAACCAACCUCGCUUUAACCAUCCAUUUGUCUUGAAACAAGGAAAUAAGUCAUUGCAGUAAAUGCUGAGAUCUGAAACAGGUCUGGCUAGUAUGCCAUUCUUUGAUUCUAAGACAUCUGGAAGGUCAGGUAUCAGAGAAAUCUGAGCGGAGUCUAAAGCUCAGACCUUUCUAGCUCUCUUCUUUAUGUUUAAUGAGAAAAUCGUGGGCUGGAUAGAGCCAAGAAACGACAAGGUGAUACCAGCUGUAGUCCAAAAUUAUGGCUAAUAAAGGGAAAAUAUUAAAAUAUGAUUUGCCAGUAUUUGCUGCCAUCCUGCUGAUUCAUCUGCAAGUGGUGAACUUACAAUUGCUUAAUGGGAUUUCUGACAUAAUUGUAGAGGUUAGCUUACCAGAAGAACAAAUGCCUCACCUAAGGAAAAUACGAGAAGGGACCCGUGUACUAAGCCUCUCAUUGAAACUAACUCAGACCUUUGACUUUGACCUCAACAAUAAAGAUAGUGACAAAUAUAUAACAUAUAAAAAUACAAUUCAGAGUUCAAUUGAACGAAGCUACAAAAAUGUACUUGGCUAUCAGCUCAACUCUGCAUCAGUGACUGGUUUCAGACCUGGAAGUGUGAUUGCAGACUUCACUAUUACCUCAACAACAAACAACAUUGAUUUGGUUUCAGCAAACCAACAGCUUGCUGCCAAUCUCAUUAAUAGUGGAUUCAGUGUAUCUAGUGAUUUUCUCAGUCAAAGUGUGAAAGGAGAACUAAUUAACAUCAAAGAAAACAUAUAUCCUGGGACAGAUCUCAAACUGACAUGUAAUCCUCCAGAGACAAAUGGUAUAAAAUGGACAAUGAACGGAAUUCAGUUACAGCAGUCAGACAAGUAUGUGAUUAAUAAUGCUGAACUCACUGUGAAGAAUGCCGGUCCCACUGACAGUGGUAAGUCUGAAGGAUUUCUGUUAAAUUAACAUCUUACAAUGAUCAGAUUAUUUCCUUAACUUUUCUU
Messenger RNA from Tachysurus fulvidraco (yellow catfish), 2155 nucleotides. RefSeq lists its product as uncharacterized. Bases 1422 to 2117 code for a protein of 231 amino acids. The record is from RefSeq and is a predicted model, not a curated record. NCBI's taxonomy places the organism in Eukaryota, Metazoa, Chordata, Actinopteri, Siluriformes, Bagridae. The transcript has 8 exons.